UCGUUAAAACUGAACCACCGGACACUUAUGUGAACAAACAAAAUGUCGUUUCACCAACAGAAACUCUUCCUUGUUCAAGUGGAGACGACACGAAAUUUCGUUGCACCAUCGAACACUCUCGUUCAAGUGGAGACAGUGGGCAAAUGUGUGGGGUCCGGUGAUCACCAGCACUACUGCAAGAUUUGCGACACGAUGUUCGAAACAUGCUUGCACCUGCUCCAGCACUCCUAUCGCGCAUAUCAAUCAGCUGCCGUUCUGGUGCAGCCAUUGCGGCGCAGCAUUCGCCCACUCAGAAGACAUGGCUAAGCACUGAAGCCCAGCACGGGAACAGAAGAGGGAAGCACCGUUGCAUCAGGUGUGACAGGGUCUUCGUCAACCGGACUCGGCUCUGGGAGCACGUGCAGUCUCACUAUGGUAGCCCCGACUAUAAAUGCCACCUGUGCUCCGCGGUGUUUCCCCUGCAGCACCAGCUGUCGAAGCAUUUGCGCACCCACGGCGACGAGCUGCCUUUCGUUUGCGAGCAGUGCGAUUCCAGGUUCAUGUACAAGGAGUCACUGUGCAGGCACAAGAGGGUCCACCAAGGCGUCCGAAAGUAUAAGUGCAGACACUGCCCCAAGGCUUUCUUCCAGCGCGGCUAUCUCGUGGAGCACGAAAGAAUCCACACCGGGGAACGGCCAUUUGCUUGUAACAUCUGCGACGAGAGGUUUGUGCAGCGAGGACACUUGAUUGUGCACCGACAGAAAACGGGCCACUAACUUGCAAGCUCUGUAGCCACUGUGUUUUUGUCCCGAUUUACCUACAACAAUGAUGUUCUCGUACUUUAGUCGUCA
Rhipicephalus microplus (southern cattle tick) is the source of this 830-nucleotide messenger RNA. RefSeq lists its product as uncharacterized. Lineage: Eukaryota; Metazoa; Arthropoda; Arachnida; Ixodida; Ixodidae. The record is from RefSeq and is a predicted model, not a curated record.